ACUCGUGUGCGCGCUCGUCCGCCCGCCAGUCCUCUCAACGCGCGCUUGGCCGCCCGACGACGCGGGAGCCGCACGCGCCGGACGAGGCUCGCUGCGCUCCCUGUUGCCCAGCGCGGGCCCGUUGAGGCGGAGCCCUCAGUUCCCGGCCAGGACACGGUCUGGGCCGCCGAAUCUCCGGCCGAAGAGCGGCGGCGGCAGCGGCGGUGAGGAGACCGGGCCGGGGAAAGGCAGACAUGGCGGGGCUGUGGGUAUCGGGGGAGGGUGGUCCCGUCGCCCCUGCGGCCACGUCGAAGGCUCGCUGGCGGGCGGCGCACCGGGGACAGGGGAGGGGCAGGGGAUGGAACCAGGUUGCAUGGGCUCCGGCUCGGCGCCAGAGCGGGGCUGCGGGCCGCGAGGGCGGCCCGCGAGGCUUUCCGCGGGACCCUCGGCGGGCGCCUGAGGAAAAAGACGCCGCCUCAGGGCUCCUGCCACGUUUCCCACAGCGCGUUACAUUCCGCCUCCGGGUGGGCGACAACCCCGCGGCUUCCCACCCUCUGUCCACCCCCUUCGCGUCGGUGUUUUUUCUGGAGCUCCGCUUGUUUGCUGGAGAGUCGCGCCUCCGGGAAGCCGGGUCCUCGAACCCAGGGCCGCCCGCCGGGGACAGCGGACCCGCGGGGCAGGCGCACCCUGGCGAGGAUGUUGUCGGGGAGGCUGGGCAUUGGGCGCCAGGGCCCUUCCCCUUGAACUUGGGGAAAACCGGGAUUGCAGAAGUUGGGCGCAGCUCAAGGCGGUUCUUUCAAGAGCGGGUGGAGAUGUUUGAUCCCUCCUCACCUACCUCUCUCAAAACCCCAGCGGGAGAGCCUAGCAGCAGGUUUCGAUGGCUUCAGAAAGUCCAACUCUUAGCCCCUUGGAAAAUUAUUUCCCCUCUUCAUGGCUUUGUGGCGCCGCUGAGGUCGGGCCGGGGCUCCUCACCCCACGGGCCAGUCUUCUCGCGCCCUCCACCUUGGGAACGUCUAUCAGGAGAAAAAUGUGUUCCUAGAAACGUUUGCGAUUAGCUUUUCGUUACAAGGGAGGGAAAAGUACAAAAGUUAUAAACUCCUGCGAGGCCGAGCUUGAUUCUGGAUUCCCUUUGGGUUUUAUCCACGCAGCCGUGAGCAGAGGAGCCUUGUGGAACAAAGUAGAACUUGAGGAGCAGCCGCCGCGGUGACGAGGUCCCAGGAUGACGUCACCGUGCGAUAUUUAAAAUGGGAGCCUUUUGCUCUGAGUGUGGGUGGAGGACGCCUACUUACUCAAGACGCCUGAGGUCUUCUUGGCCCUGCUUGCCUCUGGUGGUUCUUGCCCUGACUGUAACUCUCCCUCUUUCACCUUUUGGUACUCCUAGAAUACUGGUGGGAGUGGGCUUAUUUUUCAGCUGUUCGAGCUAUCAUUUCUUCAAACGGGGAAAACAAAAGUCCAAAUGAGUCAUCUUGUGUUACAACCAAAAGCAACCACUAAGUGGUUCUUUCCUUCUUUUCUAUUUUUUUAUAUGAAGCAGAGCAAACAGAAACAAAUCCAGAACUCAGAUAUGUGGCACAUAGUUGGCAAAUGUAAUGAAUGAGGAGAAAGAUCUAGUUAAAAGAUUCAGUACAUUUCUUUAGUGUGGUUCCUUGUUUGCUUUGCUGGAGUGGAGGCUAAUGUAGUUCCAUCAGCAAAACUUUCUUCCCAACCCGUAUAUUAAAUUGCCUUGGGUUUUCUUUUCCAUCGUAUCGUGGUGGAAUAUAAACGUAGCUUUACAAAGUGGAAAUGGCUUACAUUUUUCAGGAGGAGGCUGCACAGCAGUCGUGGUGGGCUGGGGUUAUGUAUACGUGUACACUCGUGUGUGGACCCAUGCCCGGUGCCUGCUAGCUGGCUGUAGAAGGUGAAUUUCUCAUUCUAGGGUUCUGGGAGGAAGAUUUGUGUGCCUUCCCCUCCAUCAGGCUAUCUGCGGCUGCCAGCACACCUCUCAGAUAACUGUGUAGAAUUUAUUUCACAGUGAGGUUCCUUGUUUGAAUUUGCACUUGGAAUAAAGGAGUCAUAUUCUGAAGAGAGACUGAAAGAGCAGUUUGAGAAAAGAAAGCUAACAAUCAGCUUUAUUUUUUUGGAAAUGUGGGAACACAAACUACUGCUAGGGAAAAAAAUGAAGAAUGAAAUUGCUGCCGUUGUCUUCUUUUUCACAAGGCUAGUUCGAAAACAUGAUAAGUUGAAAAAAGAGGCAGUUGAGAGGUUUGCUGAGAAAUUGACCCUAAUACUUCAAGAAAAAUAUAAAAAUCACUGGUAUCCAGAAAAACCAUCGAAAGGACAGGCCUACAGAUGUAUUCGUGUCAAUAAAUUUCAGAGAGUUGAUCCUGAUGUCCUGAAAGCCUGUGAAAACAGCUGCAUCUUGUAUAGUGACCUGGGCUUGCCAAAGGAGCUCACUCUCUGGGUGGACCCAUGUGAGGUGUGCUGUCGGUAUGGAGAGAAAAACAAUGCAUUCAUUGUUGCCAGCUUUGAAAAUAAAGAUGAGAACAAGGAUGAGAUCUCCAGGAAAGUUACCAGGGCCCUUGAUAAGGUUACCUCUGAUUAUCAUUCAGGAUCCUCUUCUUCAGAUGAAGAAACAAGUAAGGAAAUGGAAGUGAAACCCAGUUCGGUGACUGCAGCCGCAAGUCCUGUGUACCAGAUUUCAGAACUUAUAUUUCCACCUCUUCCAAUGUGGCACCCUUUGCCCAGAAAAAAGCCAGGAAUGUAUCGAGGGAAUGGCCAUCAGAAUCACUAUCCUCCUCCUGUUCCAUUUGGUUAUCCAAAUCAGGGAAGAAAAAAUAAACCAUAUCGCCCAAUUCCAGUGACAUGGGUACCUCCUCCUGGAAUGCAUUGUGACCGGAAUCACUGGAUUAAUCCUCACAUGUUAGCACCUCACUAACUUCGUUUUUGAUUGUGUUGGUGUCAUGUUGAGAAAAAGGUAGAAUAAACCUUACUACACAUUAAAAGUUAAAAGUUCUUACUAAUAGUAGUGAAGUUAGAUGGGCCAAACCAUCAAACUUAUUUUUAUAGAAGUUAUUGAGAAUAAUCUUUCUUAAAAAAUAUAUGCACUUUAGAUAUUGAUAUAGUUUGAGAAAUUUUAUUAAAGUUAGUCAAGUGCCUAAGUUUUUAAUAUUGGACUUGAGUAUUUAUAUAUUGUGCAUCAACUCUGUUGGAUACGAGAACACUGUAGAAGUGGACGAUUUGUUCUAGCACCUUUGAGAAUUUACUUUAUGGAGCGUAUGUAAGUUAUUUAUAUACAAGGAAAUCUAUUUUAUGUCGUUGUUUAAGAGAAUUGUGUGAAAUCAUGUAGUUGCAAAUAAAAAAUAGUUUGAGGCAUGA
Homo sapiens (human) is the source of this 3333-nucleotide messenger RNA. RefSeq names its product BTG anti-proliferation factor 3 (gene BTG3). Gene Ontology annotation, biological process: negative regulation of cell population proliferation. The transcript is spliced from 5 exons. Bases 2102 to 2893 code for a protein of 263 amino acids. Lineage: Eukaryota; Metazoa; Chordata; Mammalia; Primates; Hominidae. The record is from RefSeq and is a predicted model, not a curated record.